Molecule: messenger RNA, 940 nt
Organism: Prinia subflava (tawny-flanked prinia)
Lineage: Eukaryota; Metazoa; Chordata; Aves; Passeriformes; Cisticolidae
Product: carboxylesterase 5A-like
Exons: 4
Coding region: 140-616 (158 amino acids)
Source: RefSeq, a predicted model, not a curated record
AUGGGUGCUGUCCUGGACAUUUGUGCCUUUGCAGAAUCUCUGAAGUCUAAAGGAUGGCAAUUUUAGCUGCUAAUUCAGACAGGGUUUGUUUGCCUGUUUGUUUCUUGUCUCUUAGGAUGUACCCUCAGAUCUUCUGCCCAUGAUCAUAGAUGAAUAUCUGGGAGACACAGAGGAUCCUGCAGAGCUACGGGACCGAUUCGUGGACCUGCUGGGGGACAUGGCAAUUGUCAUGCCAGCCAUUAAAGCACUGAAUUAUCACAGGGAGUCUGGAGCUCCCACCUACUUCUUUGAAUUCCAGCACCGGCCCAGUGCUUACUGGGACAGCAAACCAGACUAUGUGAAGGCUGACCACGGGGAUGAAGUUGGUUUUGUCUUUGGGGGGCCAUUUCUGGCUGGGGACAUCCAGCUCCGCAGUGAAGUUACAGAGGAAGAGAAGAACCUCAGCAGAACUCUAAUGAAGUACUGGGCUAACUUUGCUCACAAUGGAAACCCUAACGGAGAGGGUCUGGUUGAAUGGCCAUCGUACAACCGAAAUGAAAAAUACUUGCAGAUAAAUCUACAGCAGAAGAAAGUUGAAAGAAAAGAAAGCGGAAUUCUGGAAAAAAGUGAUGCUUGAAAAAGCAAAUAGCAAAAGCAUGCAAAACAAGAAGUUUAAAUUAGAGUUAUAGUUUACAGUCUGAAAAAUCACAUAAUAUGCAAUCAAUUAGGAUAUUUUAAAAACUAACUGAAGAAUAUUUGAGAAUAAAAUUGCAUUUCCUUUCUUUUCAGCUUUUUUUCACAGUUGUCAUACUUGCAAUUAUUCACUGUAAUAAUUCCAGUUGAUCCUCACUUGUUAGAUACCAGAUUUGUCCAAUGCUCAGGUUUCUCUGUCACUCCCCCAUGACUGAAGACAAGGUAGCAGCAACGCUGUUUUAAUAAAGUGAAACCAGUGAAGACGCAA